AUGCUGGAAACCUAUCGUCAAGAAAUGAUGCCGCUGUUUCCCUUCGUGUGGAUAGGUUUGGAUGAAACUCCCGAGAAGUUGUUCCAAGAACGACCGAUGCUGUACAUGGCCAUCAUGGUGGUUACAUGUCAGGAGAAUAUUGAGAUCCAGCAGGAACUUGCGCAGAAGUAUCGAGAAGAGAUCGGGCGGAGAAUAUGGACGCUUACGGAGAAGAAUCUUCAGCUUCUUCAAGGGAUUUUAGUUUUCCUCGCUUGGUACCAAACUCAUUGGGUGCUUGGUCUCCAACUCAGCAAUCUCAUGUACAUGGCCAUGUCACUAGUCACAGAGCUUGGCCUCGACAAAGAGCCUUCGUCAGGCACCAGGACUGCACCGGGCGUUUUGACUGAAAUCACCAAGAAGCAAGAACCUCAGCCCGUGAGAACAAGUGAUGAGAGGAGAUGCCACUUGGGAGCCUUUUGGUUGAAUUCCUUACUAAGGAUUUGUGUCAAAGACAUUGUACCGAUGCCCUCACGACCGUCUAUCAAUAACAGCUGCUCGAUUCUUGAAACAGGAUUGGAAUCUCCCUGGGACACAUAUCUUGCUCAACUAGUGAGGAUACAACUCGUCGCUAGUUCGAUCAGUGCAACGCUGUACCAGGAUUUGGAAAGAAACGAGGCACAGAUCUCGCAUACGCUUUUCAUGGCAACGUCACAUGUGGAGAGACAGGUACAAGAUCUCGGAGCGACUCUGCAUCAAGAACCCCGUCUUCAAGCACCAUUGACCAUGUCAUUCCACCUGCUUCAAGUUUACCUCUACAAGAUCGGCAUCGACGAACGCCUCCACGAACCAAAAGACCCAACCCUCCUCCCCACCUCAGACCCCUCCCCCCACGCCCUCCGGUGCUCUUAUCUUCUCGUAUCAUGUCUCAACGCCGUCAAAGCCGUAAUCGAAAACUUCCUCCUCCUAACAUCCCCCACCAUCCUCUCCAUGCCGUACACCUACUGGAUCCAGAUGGGACACUGCAUAAACAUGUUUUCCCGACUGUUGGUUACACAUUCCAACCUCUGGGAUCCGAACCUCGUCACGGGCAUACACGAUUUUACAUCGACCUUGGAACGGUUGUCGGUUAAGAUUGAGGGUGCUAUGAGUGAGGGGGCGGGCCUUUACGGCAGCCUUUUGGCACAUGCGUAUCCCAUUGAUCUCCCUACCAAGUUCUCGAGACUUGUCGUCUUUGGUGAUAGUUUCAGCGAUAACGGGAAUGGGUCUUGGGUCGUGAGCAAUGGGACUUGGCCUGUUGAUCCAGCAUACUAUCACCAUUCUUUCUCGAAUGGACCUAAAUGGAAUGAUGUAGUGGCUAAGCAGCUGGGUCUUGAGCUCAUCAACCUCGCGACUGGUGGAGCCACGACGAACAACGAUUUCGUCGCUGGAGGUACAGGUGCUGAGUCUACAAUUCCUGUGCCUUCAGCUGCAGAUCAAGUUCUGUCGUUUCUAUCGUGGGAUAAACCCCAGGCAGGUGAUAUCUUUGUUCACUGGCUUGGUGCCAAUGACAUUCUUUUCAACACAAGUAUUACUGGAAGCCAGGUCACGAGCUUGAUCAACGAGAACGUUAACAGACUAUUUCAAGCCGGUGCAAAAACUAUCAUACUAGCAAAUUAUCUCAACGCAACGACCUUUCCAGCAACGUACAACUCUUCAGCCUACAACGUCCCCAGCGUGCAAGACUACGUCCCCGCGUUGACAAAGGGCCUCGAGCAAAUCGCUGCAGGAUACUCAGCAUACGCCAAGACAGCGGUGAUUAAUGUGCAGGAACUUUUCAACGACAUGUUUUCGGACCCCGAGGCGUACGGGUUCGAUGAGGACUAUGUUAAUCCUCCGACUGCAUGUCUCACAGGCGUUUAUACGAGCGAGGGUGUUCCACGACAUUUGUGCAGUGAUCCCGAGAAGCAUAUCUUCUUCGAUUCAUAUCACCCCGUUAAAGAGGUACAUGCUUUAGUAGCAAAGUUGUUUGUGGAGAGUAUCGAAGGGUUCUCGGCUUGA
This is a messenger RNA of Fusarium subglutinans, 2016 nucleotides long. Its product is annotated as cercosporin resistance. The coding region runs from base 1 to 2016 and encodes 671 amino acids. The transcript is spliced from 7 exons. Gene Ontology annotation, molecular function: transcription cis-regulatory region binding; hydrolase activity, acting on ester bonds; DNA-binding transcription factor activity, RNA polymerase II-specific. Gene Ontology annotation, biological process: regulation of DNA-templated transcription. The record is from RefSeq and is a predicted model, not a curated record. Gene Ontology annotation, cellular component: nucleus. NCBI's taxonomy places the organism in Eukaryota, Fungi, Ascomycota, Sordariomycetes, Hypocreales, Nectriaceae.